AUGGAAAACGUUCAGGAUUUUAUUAUAUCAAUUUUACGGGCGAACCCUUCACUGAGGGACACUAGAUCGUUCCUUGCGUCUUUUGGGCCUCGACCUACCAAACUAUUUCAGGAACAACAGUCUCAAGAUAUCAUCAUUCCACCUCCACCAUCUACUCCUCCUGCCUCAACAACUGCUACCCCCACUAUCCCCAUACAGCCUACCCCUAGCCCAGUAAUCACAUCAAUUCUCAACCCAGUUUACAACCGCACUGCGUUGGUGAAAAUACAAGGUCCAUUCACCGAUGUUCAGCUCGACAGCAUCACUCGUGGACUUGUCUAUCUGUCCAAACUUGGCCUCGUCAGUGUGAUCGUCGUAGAUAACGAUAAUCAACCGAGAGGCGAUCAAGAUGAACGGCGCGUCAUCAUUGACGAGGUAAUGCGGGUGGUUAGCAGUCUAGAGAAACAUGGUGCCAGGGCACGUCCCAUCACCGGUGCCAUCGUUCGCCUUGGCCCAAAACCAGGCUCGGAGGAUCCCACAUCAGAACUUGAUUUCACCCCCCCAGAAACGCAUACUUUGCCUCCAGAUCUUACGCCCCUUCGCUCUGCGCUUCGAGCAGGAGAGAUUCCAGUGGUUUCUCCGUUUGCCUUGGAUUCGUUCUGCCGCUCAGUCCGCGUUGACUCGAAUGAUGUCAUCGCGGGGCUUUCUGCAGAUGCCCCUUCAGACUUUUCAAAGGAAGUCGAGCUUGCACCUUUUCGGCUCAUGAUCAUCAAUCGGCACGGUGGGAUCCCAUCGUACGCUCGUUCUGGCUAUCCUCAUCUCCUCAUCAAUCUUUCCUCCGAGUACCAACAUAUCCACGAGACUUUCCGCGAGGAAUGGAGGCACACCCAUCCGAGUGCGCUCUCGAAUCUUGCUCUUGCUCGUACCUGUCUUGCAUACAUGCCGCCAACAUCAUCUGCCAUUAUGGUUUCUCACAAAUCACCAAGCUCUCUCAUCGGAAAUCUCAUCACAAAUAAGCCCGCUGUUAGCUCAAGUCUACCUCAUGCUCUUCUCCAAGGAAACCAGAGGCUUACGCCACACACGCCAACCCUCCUCAGACGAGGUCUUCCAGUACAAGUCUUUCACUCCGUCUCCGAUAUCGACAAAAUCAAGUUGAACGCCCUGCUUGAACAGUCUUUCGGGAGAAAACUGGACUCCGCAUCUUUUUAUGCUCGCCUCGAGAAAAAACUCGACUUUGUUAUCGUGGCUGGUGACUACGUCGGAGCGGCGAUUGUCACUAAUGAAGACGAUCCUGUUUCUGGAAAGCCCAUUUCUUAUUUGGACAAGUUCGCCGUUCUACCCAGUCACCAAGGUGAUGGGACAGUUGAUUUUCUUUGGGUUGCUCUUCACGAUGAGACAUAUGGCCUCGGGCAUCCGUUUUCCGCCAACCCUAACGGAGGUAAAGGGGGCAAAGGAGAAGGCCGCGACCUGGUCUGGAGGAGCAGGUCAAAGAACCCCGUGAAUAAGUGGUAUUUCGAUCGAAGUUCAGGUCACCUUCGAAUGGGAUCAUGGGUCUUAUUCUGGUGUGAUGCAGAGAAGCGACUAAAAAUUGAAGAAGGGCGACGCGGGAGCGCCGGUCUAUCAUAUGUAGAAGACUGGGAGGAGGGAAGGCUUCGCACAUGGGCAGAGGCAGUAUCUGGAAUUCCAUCAAGUUGGAUGUAG
This is a messenger RNA of Laccaria bicolor S238N-H82, 1680 nucleotides long. RefSeq names its product glutamate N-acetyltransferase. Gene Ontology annotation, molecular function: L-glutamate N-acetyltransferase activity, acting on acetyl-CoA as donor; arginine binding. The transcript has 2 exons. NCBI's taxonomy places the organism in Eukaryota, Fungi, Basidiomycota, Agaricomycetes, Agaricales, Hydnangiaceae. Gene Ontology annotation, cellular component: mitochondrial matrix. The record is from RefSeq and is a predicted model, not a curated record. Bases 1 to 1680 code for a protein of 559 amino acids. Gene Ontology annotation, biological process: L-arginine biosynthetic process.